AGUACCUACAGCUCAAUCAUUGAGCAAUGCCAACCGUCUCGUCUCACGAGCCGACAAAACGCGUCAUCGCUUACUAUUACAAUUAUAGGUGCGCAUACAUAAACGAAGCGGUGGCAGCAAUCGAGUCUCAUUUACAUGUGUGCCCUUCUUUGUGUACACAUGUGGCCUGUGCUACACUCGCUAUCGGCAGAACGACUCACACAAACGUAUUUCAUCAUAUCGCCGCGGCUCCGAAUGAGCACACGAGUGCAACUAGACAGACCGUUUGGAUGUGUGCGCGUCAACAUUACACACCGCACAGCUGUGUGCGGCGACAUCGGGGCAGCCGGUGCACCGUCACCCGCCCGUCCUCCCCGCUACGCGACUGCGAACACCGCGGCGCGGAGCGGCCGCGUCCGCGUCAUUGAACAACAAGACUCGCUCGAUGGCAGGCGCCUUCCUGCCAAUAUGAAAAAAAUAGUGCUAAGAAACUCUGUUACAAAAUUCGCGAUAGUAGAAUUUAUAUGUUAUCUUUGUUUUACAAAUUAUUUAUUUUUAUAGUGUUAUUACAAUGAAAACCAUAUUUUUAUUUAUUAGUGAAUGAUAGUUAAUUAUUGAAAAAGCGCUUUACGGGUGUUGUAAUCUCCGUGUACAGCCUUAUGAUUGUUUUGUUUAAAUAUUUUAAGCUUCUAUAAGCAAAUUACAAAAUGUGUAGUGUUUGAAAACGCAAGCUCGUUCUAACCACGGCAGUGUGAUCGAUUUGUCUACAAGUGAAUCCACCGGAGUGUCAUCGCAAUAGAAACAAACACAGCCCGGAAUUCUGUGGAAACCUACAUCAUUGUGGCCAACACUGAUUCAAAUAUGUGUUGUGAUUUACAGAUGCUCUCGGUACAAGUGCCGGGGUGCGCGGGCAUGGAGCGGUUGGGCGCGCCGGGGGGACCGCGCCUGCGGCACGACCACAGGCACCAUCAUUCCACAUUGGAAUGGGAGAAACAGCAAAGGCUGCAGGCAAUGGUGGGUCGCCUGCAGGAGAUGGUGGAGCAAGAGACGCGCGCGCGCUCCGCCGCCGCGGCCGAGCGCCUCGGCCUGCCGCCCAGCAUACAGCUGCCGGACGGCGAGUACGGCCAGGACGCGCAUCUACAGAUACGAGUCCCUUAUCAGGUCCCAAGCCGAGCUGACGAGAAGCAGCUUCCAACCUCCGCCGAACAAGUGCGUGAGCGACGUGCCCGAGUGGGCGGGCGCGACGGACGCGCGGCGCGUGCAGGGCGGCGGCGGGGGCGGCGCGGGCGGCGGCAAGAAGGACGGGCUGCUGCAGAAGGCCACGCGCUGGUGGGUGCGCAUGGGCGCGCGCCCGCCGCCCGCCUACCUGCCGACCGCGCCGCCGCCCUGCGUGAUGGUGCCGCGCCGCGCCGCGCCCUCGCCGCCGCCCGACGCGUGACGUCGCCGCUCCUUCGCACCUCUCUAUCAUAUCACGCUUACAUUCCAUUAUCGGGACGAUCAGACUCGCCGGAGUGCACGCGCGUCCCGGAGUAUUAUAGACUUGGUAAUUUAUUUAUUUGGGACUGGCGGGCGCGGGGCGCGGGGCGCUUGUGAUAUGUGCGACAGGGUCGUGUGGUGACAGUGCGGAUCGUGCGGACCGUGUGGAGUGAGUCGCCUCGCCGGCGAGCGUUGCUAGUCUUGAUACUCUAAUCGGUGUAGACGUAGAGGUAAUUGUUUCUAUUGAAGUUUGAUGAAACAAGACGAGGUUUCACUGCCCGCUAUUUGUGUUGUAGGUGUGUAUGGCGUUGCAUAGAGUGUACGUCCGUGUUCCUCGCACUGUCUUUGAGUUUUCGAAAACUAAGACUGAAAUAAAUAAAAAAGAUAACACUAUAAAGUUUACAUUGAGUAUGUUGUCUUAGGUAAAAUUAAUUCAAAUAGAAACAAUUAAAAUAUAUAAUAUUUAAAGAAUCUUUCGAUUGUAACCUUCGAUGAUAUUGUAUAUUAUGAAAAAGGUCAGUCAAUAGUAUGCUAUAAAUGUCUUGCGAUGUACAGUUCAUGUUUAAGUAACCUAUUUUAAAGUUUAAUUUCUAUCCAGCAGCUAAAUCUGUGUUUAAACAACUUUUAUAUUUAUUUAAAUAUAAUGAUGUAUAAAAUAAUGCAUAUCAGUACAGUAAUCGCGAGGAAUAUUAAUUUACAAAGCAUAGUUACUAUUUUAUUGUAAAUAUUGUCUCUAAUUUAAUAUUAGACUACGUGAUGACCAAAAGCCAAAAUACGAUGGUCAUUUGAUUGAGUGUUUGCUACAUUCCAUAUUUAUGUUGAAAUAUUUUCAAUAAUUUACUGUACUCGCUUUCAUUUAUCUGCCGUCAACCUAAGCAACUCACACAUUGUAAUAUCUCGCUCUUCGCUUUUAGUUAAACAGUCAUUAUGUCAUGCUGACAAUAAUUAAAUAGUGAGUAAUGUUAUCAAUGCAGAUAAAUCUCAUUAGAGAAUAGUCAUUGAUUAUAAAAUUGGUUGAAUUAGUUGUAAAUUAAGUAUGUAUUUAUUACUUAUCACAUAAGGUUGGGUAUUGCUGACCUGCUGCCCGCAGGUCUGAUAUAUUUUGAGAUAACAUAUAGUUGUAUUCCUAUCGGAAAUUGUUCCAACUUUCCACUGUAGUCAUUAAAAAGUGAUAUAGCUGAAAUUAGUUAAUUUGCUGCAAUAGGCAUAUUUUCCCAAAAAUCGUAAAGGUUUUUAAUCAUAAUAACUAGAUAAUAGAAUUUUGGUGCUUAAUCCAAUUUAAAAGUAAAUUAUAAUUGUUAUUAUAUUUGCUUUUUAGUAAAAAGCACAUAUUAUUUUAUCUACUGACUACAGUAUUUUUUGUAAUAUACCAAUAUAAGUAUCUAUAUAUAUAAAAUACAUGUAACGGCUCGUCGAAAUAAUACGAAACUUUUAUCACAGAAAAUAGAGAAACAGGGAAUGGCUUCAAAAGAAAACAAUUAUGUUUAUUAACAAAUAUUGGUCUGAAGUGUAGAGAGCAAAUAACUUUCUGAUUUCUAAUUCCUCCCAAUCAUAAAUUUGUAAUAAUUACUCUGUUUAAUCCGUAAACAUACCUAAUAAAACUGUAUGCACCAUACAGUUAGGCUGAAGAUUAUUUCAACUCUGACUUUUUGAACAGUUAAACCAAUACCUAAAUAAUACUAGUUACAACCAAUAAGCAUAGUGCAACAUAAAAGUGUAGAAAUUGAAAAAUGGAAUUAAUCAAACUAUGAAAUAAGGAAUUGAAAUGUGGCAACACCACAUUUGCUAUCACUAUAACAAAGAUCAUCCAUUGUAGAGCAACCAAUUAUUGUUGAUAAUUUUAUAAGCUAAUUAAAAUUGUAGUGUUACAGAGUAUUUCUUCAUCAGAUUAUCAAUACAAUACAAAUAAAAUUUAACUGAAUUUAAUUUAAAUAAAAUUGAAGUUUAAAUAUAUAUUUAAAAAAUCCUUGAUUCCCGCAGAAUUUGUGAAAAACUGCAUUUCACGCGAACAAUAAAUAGGUACAUAAUAUACUUCAGUAUUGAAUAUAUAAUAUCAAUUCUUAUCAAUCUUAUCGGUCACAAGUGGAUCACAGAACACAGGCUUAUUAUAAGAAUGACAACAACACCCUCAUUUAUUUUCUAUUAUUUUAUGUCGCACUAUGCUAUAUUGUUUCAUCAUAUUUGAGAACUACAGUGAUUGUACUCAGUAUAGAUCUUUUUGGAAAUAUGUGUAAUAUUGUGUGCUUGUUAAACUUGCUAAUGUUUUUAGAAAAGUCGGAAUUUAACAAUUACAAAAAAAAAGAAAAACAAAAUUCUGCUUCAUUACAUACAGAUAAAAUUAAUAAUGUCAAAAUCAUUCACGACAUAAGUUACGUUACAGGCUUGCUAGCUUAAAACCUGUAACUACGUAUACCUAUUGCAUUAGAAAUCCUAUUAAAAUUGAAGUUUCAAUUUAAUAUAUUAUAAUCGCUAUAAUAUAUAUAGACAUAUAUCAUACCUAAAUACAAAAAAAAAAUAAACAGCGUCAUUAAUAUAUUAGAUAUUGACUGGAAAUACCAAUUAUAAUUCUAGAUGGGCUAAAAUUUAUAUUUCAAUUAAAUAAUUACAAAAUACAUACUGCAUAUUGAUAGUUCAUAAUCGUAUGUAGUCUUGGGUUUAUAUAUAUAGCACCAGGGAUGUUAUAGAACUUCAAGAAGGUAAUCCAACCUAUUAAAUAUUAGUAUAUAAAUAUAUAAAACUCAAAGGUGGCUGACUGACAUAGUGAUCUAUUAACGCACAGCCCAAGCCUCUGGACGGAUCGGGCUUAAAUUUGGCAGGAAGAUGACGUGACGUAGGCAUCCGCUAAGAAAUCAUUAUGAUCAAUUCAACCCCCAAGGGGAUAAAAUAGGGGAUGAAAGUUUGUAUGAAACUUUGUCAAUUUUGCGGCGAUUUAGCUGAAAUUCUCAUCUCAUCAAUCAUCCCUCAUGCUCAUCCUGGAAAUAUCCAUGGUUCACGCGAGAUUUGUGAAAAACUGAAUUCCACGCGGAUGGAGUCGCGGGCGCCCGCUAGUCAUAUAUAAUCUUAAAGUUAUAUAUAUAUAAAAUUAUAUUCACCUGCAAUCUAAACUGUGAAAAGAAAAGUUUUCGAAUAAGUUGGGAUAGAAUAGAGUUUGAAUGAGACAAAUCCAAGACAUUCUAGCCGCGCGCUCCCUAUUGUAUAUUAUUUCUUUAGCUUAUUCAUAGCUAGUCCAUUUUAUUUUUUAGAUUCCUUAAAAAUCCAAAAUCAAAAUCGAUUAUCAAAACGUUCCGAAGCAAGCAAUUAACCCAUUACUAUUUAAUAGUUCAGUCACAGGCAUUUGAAACCAGUAAAAUAUUAUUCCAUAUAUAUAAAUCCAUAUAUUUGACUCAGAUCUGAUAUUUCAUAUAUAACAUCCCUGUAUGUGACUAUAUAACUGCACAACAAGUUUUAGAUAUAUCUUAUAGAAAUAAUAUUUAUGUUUAAUUUAAUUAUUCAAAAUAUCCUUCAUUUAAAGGAACCUGAUAAUAACUGUAUGCAGACUUUGCAAAUCACCUUUGAUAAGAUAAUACAAGAAAGUUUGCUGGUGCUGUCACAGUAAUAAUAGUAUUUUAAAGUAGUAGAUGCCCUAAAAAUGUGGUUUUUGGAAUAUUUUUUAUGAAUUACUUAUGACAUAAAUUAAUAAAAUUGAUUGAUUCAUUAGAUAAGCUUAAAUUAUAUUUACUUAAAUGUCAAUUUUGUUAAUGUAUUUUUAUAAAAAGCAUAAUUUUCAUCCUAAAUUGUUAAAAUGACUUAAAAUUGUUAAAGGACUUCAAGAUUAUGGAAUUUGAUUUUACAAAACAAUUAAAUUUAAUGAGCAGAUACAUGGAAAACGUUUGAUGGUUACUACAUCAAAGUUUUUAUUGUAUCAUAAAUGAUUGAACACAUUGGAGCACCUAUCAAUCAGUAAUCCUUAAAUUUUAAUUUGUAAGUCAAGAUACUUAUUUACUAGAGUAAGUAUCAUCAGUAGGUAAUCAAUAGUAACCAAAAUGUUGUUGUAAAAUCAAGUUCCAAACAUGUAAACGAUUUUAUAAGCUACCUUUAAUGUAAAACAUCAUGUUUUUUCAUGAUGUUAAUAAUGAUUCUAAAAGUGUGUGUCUCCAAUUUAUUGUACCUUAUUAUUGUAAUAGAUUUUAAAUUUUUAAGAGGUGGUAGUAAAGCUGUCCUUGUACAAAAUGCUGAUAAAAAUAUAAAAGUUGUUUAAAAUAGUAUCACAGAAUAGAUAUUUAAUCUAGAUAUCAAACAAUAUUCCAUUUGUCAUAUUAAUAAGUAAAGCAGAAGCAAAUUUUUAAUAAUAAAAAAAUACAUUAAAUUAUGACCUACCAAUAAUGAA
Bicyclus anynana (squinting bush brown) is the source of this 5821-nucleotide messenger RNA. RefSeq lists its product as uncharacterized. The transcript has 4 exons. The record is from RefSeq and is a predicted model, not a curated record. The coding region runs from base 841 to 1572 and encodes 243 amino acids. NCBI's taxonomy places the organism in Eukaryota, Metazoa, Arthropoda, Insecta, Lepidoptera, Nymphalidae.